AUGGAUGUGAGAUUUGCAAUCCUCUUUCUAUUCCCUGUUGUCAUUGGAGGCCUGGGGAAUCUCUCACUGCUAUGUUAUUCAGUCUGCAUUUACUGCAGUGGGCGCAGGUCCAGAUCCACAGAUCUGAUUGUCAGGCAACUGACUGUGGCCAACUGCUUGUUCAUAUUUUCCCGAGGACUCCCACAGACCAUGGCAGUGCUUGGGAUGGAAGACUUCCUUACUAAUGUUGGAUGCAAACUGUUUUUCUAUGUUCACGGUGUGGCUAGAGGUGUUUCUUUCAACACUACCUGUCUGCUGAGUGUCUUCCAGGCCGUCUCUGUUAGCCCCAGAAGCUUCAGGUGGACAGAGCAGAAGGUAAAAGUUCUAAAGUGCAUUGGCCCUUGUACCAUCAUUUGUUGGGUCAUACACAUGCUGCUAAACAUCAGAAUUCCUAUGCUUGUGAGUGACAAAAGGAACAAUGAAAAUAUCACAAACACUUUAAAUUUUCAUUACUGUUCAGCUGUCAUUACUAGCAAAGACAAAGGCAUAUUUGUGCCAUUGUCAUUAUCAUACGAUGUUUUGUGUUUGACACUUAUGAUCUGGAGCAGUGGCUCCAUGGUUUUCAUUCUAUACAGGCACAAGCAGCAAACACAACACAUUCACAGAAACAACAUCUCAACAAGAUCUUCCCCUGAGACCAGAGCCUCUCAAAGCAUCAUCAUCCUGGUCUGUACCUUUGUGUCUUUCUAUGCCCUGUCUUACAUCAUGAUUGUUUGGUUCUCUCUUUAUGAUCGAAGUGCUUGGUGGCUAGUUGAAAUUGCAGGCUUAACAAGUGCUUGUUUCCCUACUGCUAGUCCAUUCAUUCUCAUGACUCGUGAGCAGUGUGUCCGCAGGUCCAUGUGUAAGAAGUGA
Molecule: messenger RNA, 891 nt
Organism: Cavia porcellus (domestic guinea pig)
Lineage: Eukaryota; Metazoa; Chordata; Mammalia; Rodentia; Caviidae
Gene: Cavporv1r679
Product: vomeronasal 1 receptor cavPorV1R679
Exons: 1
Coding region: 1-891 (296 amino acids)
Biological process (GO): G protein-coupled receptor signaling pathway
Cellular component (GO): membrane
Molecular function (GO): pheromone receptor activity
Source: RefSeq, marked provisional